This is a messenger RNA of Dendrobium catenatum, 804 nucleotides long. RefSeq lists its product as uncharacterized. NCBI's taxonomy places the organism in Eukaryota, Viridiplantae, Streptophyta, Magnoliopsida, Asparagales, Orchidaceae. The transcript is spliced from 5 exons. Gene Ontology annotation, cellular component: chloroplast thylakoid membrane; chloroplast inner membrane. The record is from RefSeq and is a predicted model, not a curated record. Bases 103 to 591 code for a protein of 162 amino acids.
GUGUGCAAAUUGGGCUCCACGAUACGUGAACGUGAGUGGCAUCCUUCCCCACUCGGCUUGUCGUCCUCUCUGCCCUUUUUCGAGCCAUAUUUCGUCGUUUCGAUGGCGAAUUCCUCAGCGAUUCUAUCAUUUGCCGUAGGUGGAGUGCAUUUUGGGACAUGCGGCCUCCAAUCAAAUAAGCUCAAACCAUUGAGAGGUCACCAGUCACAACUGUCGAUGCGCCAAAGUUCAAAGUAUCAGCUGCAAAAGUUAUCUGUUCGAGCUGAAUAUGGUGAUGGUUCCAGAGGAGGUGGUGGUGAUUUUCUCGCUGGUUUCAUCGUAGGAGGAGCUUUAUUUGGAACCUUAGCUUAUGUCUUCGCUCCACAGAUCAGGAGGUCUUUGUUAAAUGAAGAUGAAUCUGGAUUUCGACGGGCUAAGCGACCGAUAUAUUACUACGAUGACGGUCUCGAGAAGACCCGUCAAACUCUGAAUGCUAAGAUUAGCCAGCUGAAUUCAGCCAUAGACAAUGUCUCCUCACGGUUGAGGGGUGGAAAAAAUACAGCUGCGACUGAGCUCAUUGAAACUGAACCUGAAGUAGAGGCCACCCUGUAGGGCUAUUAUUGCUCAAUGAACAUAGUUAUUUUAAGCUAAGAAGCUACUCUCUGAAAUUUUUAUUCAUGUUUGUGUAUUGAAGUGGAAGAACUAACUGUUCCAGAUUUUAUAUACAUACAGAUUGUGUUCUUGUAUGAAAGACAAAUGCUUAAGUUAGUAAAAAUUUAAAUGUUAUGUUAAGAAAAAUGAUCAUUGCUGUUAUUAUUAUUAUUA